Molecule: messenger RNA, 1725 nt
Organism: Plasmodium coatneyi
Lineage: Eukaryota; Apicomplexa; Aconoidasida; Haemosporida; Plasmodiidae
Exons: 1
Coding region: 1-1725 (574 amino acids)
Biological process (GO): snRNA transcription by RNA polymerase III; snRNA transcription by RNA polymerase II
Cellular component (GO): snRNA-activating protein complex
Molecular function (GO): RNA polymerase III type 3 promoter sequence-specific DNA binding; core promoter sequence-specific DNA binding; bent DNA binding
Source: RefSeq, a predicted model, not a curated record
AUGGAUGAAAGAAACGACCGAUCAGUGAGUUUACCCAUUCCGCACUUUCCAAUAAAGCUUCUAUUCGAGACAGACGAGUAUGAUUUUUACAGAAUUAAGCAGAGGGAGAGGGAAGAGGGCCAUUCGAAGGGUAAGGGGGUGGGACCCACGUUAAGGGAAGGUGGGACAAGCUCUCUAGGAAGUGAUCAUGGAAGCGAAACGGAAAGUGAUAAUGAGAGGCUCUUUAUGAGCUACCUGAAAAAUAUUGCAAAAAGGGACACGUCUAACAGGCGCAACAGGGGUGGCAAAAAAAGUUGCAACGGUAACACCUGCAACAGUAGCCGUCAAAGCAGUGUUGAAAGGAGGGGGGGAAUCAAAUGUACAAAGCAAUCCUCCGGAGAGGAACCAGGGGAAGAGUCCUCCUCCCAGGUUGUCACAUUAAGUAGAAGACCCCAUGACGAUAACGAACUGGCACCAAGGCAACCGUGUCACAUUUUUGAAAAGCACCCAGAUUUACCCAUAAGUAAGGAGCUAAGACGGGAGUGGAUUUAUCACACCCCUGCGGGGGCCUUUAUUCCAAUGAAAGUUCGACUGAAUGAUUUUCAAGAAGAAUGUGAACGGGUGAAGAGACGCCUACAAGGGGGAGCACCUGACUUAGCCAACCCGGACGAUCCCAUUUCCAAAGAGAAGGAAGCCACUUUAUAUGACCCCCUCAUAGAGGCACUAAAAUCGGGCGUUCGAAGUCCCAACGUGGCAGAAAUAAUAAACCACAUCGUAAACCACAACUGUAAGAACUGGCAGCAGAAGGUAGAUUUAGAAGCACUAAGAAAAGAAGCAGAUAAUUCUAAAAAGGAGAGAGUGUUAAAUAGGACCAAAUGUUUUGUCGAAUGGUUACCCAGAACAGAAAAAAAUGCAUUUAGCAAAUAUCAGAUAAUAGCAAAGUUGAAAAGGAAGACUUUGUCGAAAACGUUUAAGCUUGUGUGCGAUUUUAACAAUUCACUACUCAAAGGGGUAUACAUAAAUCAGAAUUUAAUAAAUACCCUCUACGCGGGACAAGGAAAGAGUUACCUCCUUGGAUCUUCAAUGAAAAAUUUAAGUUCAAAAGAUACGUUCAUAAUUUCCGUCUCCUUUUAUCACCCAAUAAGGGGUAUAAAAAUAGCCGAGUAUGAAAUCCUGUCAUGGCAAACCUUGGCCGACCUGACGGACGUUUUUUUUUGUUUCGAUUCUUCGAAUUAUGGUCUGCCCCAAUUUGAAGGAUCCUUGUAUUACAUCGAUGGAGUUCUCUACCCCGAUUUGAGAUCACCCAACGCACUGGACUACUCAACGUGCAUAUUAGACUUUUACAAAAAGAAGAAAGAAAACAAUUUUAUACGACCUCCAUAUAGGGUACUACAACAUAAGGCUAUCAUGGGAGAAAUGCAAAUCCCACUGUAUCAGAAGUGCUGCUUCCUACACCAAGGGAAUUGUGAACACCGAAUUAUUUUUAACAACAUUCGACAGUAUAAUAGUUUGCGCGAUAAGGAGUUUGCUAAGUACCCCCUCAGGACCUUCAAGCCAAACAUCGCAAAGAAGUUUUGCCUAUGCUGUCAUAAAAAUUUUGCGCAAAAAAUCGUCCUCGAUUGUUAUCUCUUUAAAGAAAACCCAUCCUACAUUUGCAACUGUUGCUUUGAUUUGUUUCUCCUCGAUGGGGAAGGUAAUCCCAUCGACGCUAUUAUGAAGCACUUUGAAUACAUCGACGAGGUGUGA